Molecule: messenger RNA, 2745 nt
Organism: Daktulosphaira vitifoliae (grape phylloxera)
Lineage: Eukaryota; Metazoa; Arthropoda; Insecta; Hemiptera; Phylloxeridae
Product: gamma-tubulin complex component 2-like
Exons: 16
Coding region: 181-2574 (797 amino acids)
Biological process (GO): meiotic cell cycle; microtubule nucleation; mitotic cell cycle
Cellular component (GO): spindle pole; equatorial microtubule organizing center; gamma-tubulin small complex
Molecular function (GO): microtubule minus-end binding; gamma-tubulin binding
Source: RefSeq, a predicted model, not a curated record
AAUAUAACGAUCGGUGAGUUUAUGAGCUCCUACAUUAGAGUUGAUCGUUGCUGAUAAAUAAAUUAAAUUUUUUACAUUAAAAUGUAACAACUACAUAUUUAUUGUUAAAAUUAAAUUUACUGUGCUAUACUUUGAGAAUUUUAAAGCUCUUUUUACAAAAUGAUAGUUAUUUUUUAAAAUAUGGAUCAAACAAAAAAACCAAUUGAAGAACUUAUAACGAGCUUCAGAUCUACUUCUACAGUUCAAGAUAUUAUAGAAAAAUUAGAAGGGUGGAACAGAAGUGAUAAAAAUACACCCCAUAUUUCAAGGGAUGCGUUAUUACAAAAAAUCUUACCUCAUUCUGAGAAUCCUCAUAAAUUUAAUGAAAAAUUAAAAAAAAUUGGUAAUGUCAAACUUGCUAAUAAGUUUAUGCAUUUGAUUCAAGAAAUAAGUGAAGAUAAAAAGUUAACAGCUUUUUUAGAAAAAAGAUAUAGAGAAUAUGAACGUGAUUUGCCUAAUUCUGAAAACAUACAGUCCUUGAAAGAUCAAAUUGAAAUACGAAAUGAAUUUCAAAAACAACAACAAAUUAAAUUGAAAGAAAAAGAAAUUUCAAUGAAAACAAAUACUAAUCAUGCAUGUCCAUUGUGGAAAAAUAUUAGAAAAUAUCAAGGAUUAGAUUACUUUGACAUAGUGUCUACUAACACUGAUGUAUCAUCUAUUGAACAAACAUUUAUUAUUGAAGAUAUAUUAUGUUGUCUCCAAGGAUUUCAUGGUCAGUUUAUCAAACCUUAUAAACAUGGUACAAGUAUUAGCUUUAAAAUCAAUGCUUCUAUAGGACCAGAAUAUCAAUGUUUGAUACCAAAAAUAUUAAGAUUAGCUUCAGCUUAUGCUAUUAUUUGUCGUUAUUGUGAAGAAAACCGGCAAGGUCACAAUGGAUAUGUUAAUCAAGCAUUAGCAUGUUAUUUAGAAAAAUUUAUAAGAGAUUACUUAAAUUUCAUAAUAACCUUAGAAAAUCAACAUAAAAAUGGAGAACUAAGUUUGCAAAUAUUAUUUUCUGCUGCAGAAAAACAAAUAUCAAAAAUGGAAUUCAUAUCUGACAUCAUAUCUAUUAUAACAAAGGAUAAAAAAAGAGGAGGUCAAACACUUUCUGUAUUACAUGAAAAAAUGUUGGAAUGUUGCGCUGAUGAAGCACUGAAAAAUCUUUUGGAUGGAAUGGCUCAAGUGUCAACUACUCCAUUUUUUGAUUCUCUUGAAAAGUGGAUGUUGAAAGGACAAAUAUUUGAUCCUUGUGAUGAAUUUAUGAUAAAAUGUGGUAAUCUUAUAUUAAGUGAUGAUACUGAGAAAUAUUGGAAUAAAUGUUACACAAUAAGGCAUGAGUAUGUUCCAACUUAUUUAGAAAAAUAUAAAGAAAUAAUUCUUAGAACAGGAAAAUAUUUAAAUGCUAUGCAUAAUUGUAAACAUAAUGAAAAUUUUUAUUUGUCUUAUAAACCUGCUGAUGAUGAAAAAUUGGUGUAUUCACUAUGGUGCUCAUCCAAUUAUUUACAAAUAAUUAACAACUCAUACAUGUUUGCCAGUAGCACUUUAUUAAACAUGUUGUUAAAUGAUUAUGAUCUCAUGAACAGACUGAAAUCUAUUAAACGGUAUUUUCUUCUGGAACAAGGGGAUUUUGUGGUUCAUCUAUUGGAUGUUUGUGAUGAUGAAUUAAAAAAACCUACAGAUGAUAUUGUUUACAAUAGAUUAGAAUCAUUGUUAGAUAUAUGUCUACGAGUCAAUGUAGGAUGCAUUGAUCAAUAUAAAGAUGAUAUUAAAAUGGACUUAAAAAAAGACCCUCUCAGUUUUCAAAUUUUUAAAAUUCUAUCUAUUCAAACUGAUAAAGAAAAGGAUUAUAUCAAUUUCCAACCAUCUUCAAACUUAUUAGGAAUACAGUCAUUUUGUUUGGGGUUAUCUACUCAAUGGCCUGUUUCAUUAAUAUUUAAUGAAACUGUUAUAUCAAAUUAUCAAAUGUUAUUUCGUUUACUGCUAUUAUGCAAAAAUGUUGAACGACAACUUCUAAAAGUGUGGCUUGUAGACAAAAAACUGAAAAAAGUAUCUUCGUCAUCUUUAACAUACAAAAAAGCAUUCAAUCUCAGACAAAAUAUGUUAUUAUUUGUACAAAACCUUGAAUAUUAUAUGUUUGAAGAAGUUAUUGAAACACAAUGGCAAUCGUUUACUUCUGCUAUACAAUUUAAUGUUAAAAAUGUUGAUGAACUAUUAGAUGAACAACAAAAAUUUUUAAAUUUAUGUUUAAAAAACUGUAUGGUGACAAAUCCAAGUCUAAUGAAAAGCAGUGGAUAUUUAUUAGAGUUGUGCAUGGAGUUUAGUGAUUAUAUAUUGGAGCUUCCUAAAAGUAAUAGCAGUUCAACCUUAGAUUUUCAAAAAAACAUACAAAUUUUGGAAAACAAAUUUACAGCUGCAAUGAUUGAUCUUUUAAAAUGUAUUAGAAUUAUGGGUCAAAUGAAUAGUGGGAAUAUUAUAUGCAACUUUUUGUACAGAAUGGAUUUUAAUGGAAUGUAUACUGAACAAAUAAAACUGGAUGAUUCUUCAUUUUUUACGUAAAAAAUAUAUUUUAUAAACAAAAUAUGUACAUAAUACUUUACAACUAAUUUACAAGAUGUAAAAUAAUUUAAAUUUGUUUUGAGCUGAGCCCAUUAAUAAUAAUACUACUAGGUUAUUGUAAUACUAAUUAUAAAAAUAACAACAAAUAUAUAAUUAUUCUACAUUAAUAAA